Molecule: messenger RNA, 16154 nt
Organism: Danio aesculapii
Lineage: Eukaryota; Metazoa; Chordata; Actinopteri; Cypriniformes; Danionidae
Gene: ank2a
Product: ankyrin 2a, neuronal
Exons: 51
Coding region: 348-14474 (4708 amino acids)
Biological process (GO): regulation of cardiac muscle contraction; protein localization to T-tubule; signal transduction
Cellular component (GO): T-tubule
Molecular function (GO): protein binding
Source: RefSeq, a predicted model, not a curated record
AACACGGCGAGGAGAGCAUCGCUCAUAUUGCGCCUCUCUUACACCAUCGUAUAUUUAUCUCAGGCUUGUCGCUAAUUACCAUCAUUCAUCCUCCAUCUGUGCCAGCGUUUCAGCACUGCAGCAUCCAUCGGUGCGUGGGAACAGCAGGAGUGCCGCAGGACACCGCGCGCGAGACCCGCACCGUCACGCCACAGGACGUCCGUCUGUCUCCCGCUCCCCAAAAUCAACCACAACAUGAGCCGGAGCUUCAGCCCUGUUAUCUGAGGCCGGAGCACACGGCUCUUGACAACCACAGCAUCAGGACUGCCAGACACCGUUUUGUGGACACCGUCACGCGCUGAGGCUGAAUGUCAAAAAGCUCGGUAGAAAGUCAGAGCAGGGGCGGCUCCGUCCGAGACGUGAGGAUGGCCUCUUCCAACAAUACCUCACCCGAAGGAGGCUCUCCGCCCCACCAGAACCGCAUCCGCCAGUCGGACAGUAACACCAGCUUCUUGCGAGCAGCCAGGGCAGGCAACAUUGAAAAGGUGCUGGAGUUCCUCAAGAGCGGACAAGACAUUUCGACAUGCAACCAGAACGGACUCAAUGCGCUUCAUCUCGCAGCCAAAGAGGGUCACGUGGAGCUGGUGGAGGAGCUUCUGGAGAGAGGGGCAGCUGUGGACUCUUCAACCAAGAAAGGAAACACUGCAUUGCACAUCGCUUGUCUUGCUGGGCAGAAAGAAGUCGCAAAGUUGUUGGUGAAAAAAACAGCUGAUGUGAACUCUCAAUCUCAGAAUGGCUUCACUCCACUUUAUAUGGCUGCUCAAGAGAAUCACCUGGAUGUUGUGCGAUAUCUGCUGGAGAAUGGUGGAAACCAGAGCAUGGCCACAGAGGACGGCUUCACUCCUCUGGCCAUUGCUCUCCAGCAGGGUCAUAAUCAGGUGGUUUCUCUGCUUCUUGAACACGACACAAAGGGGAAAGUCCGCCUGCCUGCACUCCACAUCGCUGCCCGCAAGGAUGACACCAAAUCUGCUGCUCUGCUGCUCCAGAAUGACCAUAACGCUGAUGUCCAGUCCAAGAUGAUGGUCAACAGGACUACAGAGAGUGGCUUCACUCCUCUACAUAUUGCUGCUCAUUAUGGGAAUGUAAAUGUGGCCACGCUGCUGCUCAACAGAGGGGCUGCUGUAGACUUCACAGCCAGGAAUGGAAUUACACCUCUCCACGUGGCCUCCAAACGAGGAAACACCAACAUGAUUGCUCUGCUGCUCGACAGGGGAUCUCAGAUUGAUGCCAAGACCAGGGAUGGACUGACACCUCUGCACUGUGCUGCCAGAAGUGGACAUGAUAGCGCUGUGGAAAUACUGCUUGAAAAAGGAGCUCCAAUUCUGGCACGAACCAAGAACGGUCUGUCCCCGCUGCACAUGUCCGCUCAGGGUGAUCACGUCGAGUGUGUGAAACACCUGCUGCAACACAAGGCGCCGGUGGAUGAUGUCACACUUGACUACCUGACCGCCCUUCAUGUGGCCGCACACUGUGGUCACUACAGAGUCACCAAAUUACUGCUGGACAAGAAAGCCAAUCCUAAUGCCAGAGCGCUGAACGGCUUCACUCCUCUACACAUUGCCUGCAAGAAGAACAGAGUGAAAGUCAUGGAGCUGCUGGUUAAAUACGGCGCCUCAAUCCAGGCCAUCACUGAGUCUGGUCUGACCCCAAUCCAUGUUUCAGCAUUUAUGGGACAUCUCAAUAUCGUUCUCCUGCUGCUACAGAAUGGAGCCUCUCCUGACGUCUGUAAUAUUCGUGGUGAGACAGCAUUGCACAUGGCUGCACGAGCAGGACAGAUGGAGGUGGUACGAUGUUUGCUAAGAAACGGCGCUUUGGUGGAUGCCAUGGCCAGAGAGGAUCAGACACCUCUUCACAUUGCUUCUCGUCUGGGUCAGACAGAGAUUGUGCAGUUGUUAUUGCAGCACAUGGCUCACCCUGACGCUUCCACCACUAAUGGAUACACACCUCUGCACAUCUCGGCUCGUGAAGGGCAGGUGGAGACGGCUGCGGUGCUGCUAGAGGCUGGAGCAUCUCACUCGCUUGCCACGAAGAAAGGUUUCACUCCUCUACAUGUUGCUGCUAAGUAUGGAAGCCUGGAUGUGGCAAAACUCCUUCUACAGCGGAGAGCACUUCUUGAUGAUGCUGGAAAGUAUGGCCUCACGCCUCUUCAUGUAGCUGCUCACUAUGAUAACCAGCAGGUGGCGCUGAUGCUCUUGGAUAAAGGUGCCUCACCUCAUGCUACAGCUAAGAAUGGCUACACACCUCUCCACAUUGCAGCAAAGAAGAACCAGACUCAGAUCGCCUCUGCGCUGCUUCAGUAUGGUGCAGAGACCAAUGCACUGACCAAGCAAGGAGUGAGUCCUUUACACCUGGCAUCUCAGGAGGGACACACCGAGAUGGCAUCACUACUGCUGGAGAGAGGAGCACACGUCAACGCUGCAACUAAGAGUGGUCUUACACCUCUUCAUCUCACUGCUCAAGAGGACAGAGUGCAAGCGGCUGAAAUACUGGCCAAACACGACGCAAACAUUGACCAGCAGACCAAAUUGGGCUACACUCCUCUUAUCGUGGCUUGCCACUAUGGAAAUGUCAAAAUGGUUAAUUUCCUUUUGCAAAAUGGCGCUAAUGUUAAUGGAAAAACAAAGAAUGGUUACACACCACUUCAUCAAGCUGCUCAACAGGGAAACACACACAUUGUCAAUGUUCUCCUGCAGCACGGAGCUAAGCCAAAUGCUGUUACCAUGAACGGAAACACUGCACUCUCUAUUGCGAAGCGCCUGGGGUACAUCUCAGUGGUGGACACUCUGAAAGUUGUUACUGAGGAAAUAAUCACAACCACAACUACGGUGACAGAGAAACACAAACUGAACGUUCCAGAGACAAUGACGGAAGUUCUGGAUGUUUCUGAUGAGGAGGGUGAAGACACAAUGACAGGUGAUGGAGGAGAAUAUCUGAGAGCAGAGGACCUGAGAGAGCUUGGGGACGAUUCUCUACCUGGACAUUACCUGGAUGGCAUGAGCUACACUCACAAUCUAGACCGGUCUCAUGAAACCCCCAGUCAUCUUGCUUACAGAGGCGAAGGAAUUCUGAUCGAAGACAUGAUCGCCAGCCACCAGAUUAACAAGGUGUCUGCAUUUCGAGAGCAUGAGAAGGACUCGUAUCGACUGAGCUGGGGUGCUGAACAUCUGGAUAAUGUGGUGCUAACCAGCACUCUUCUGCAGUCAGGCCAGUCUACCCCAUGCCUUGACCAUGACAACAGCAGUUUCCUGGUCAGUUUUAUGGUGGAUGCCCGUGGUGGAGCCAUGCGUGGCUGUCGUCACAAUGGACUACGCAUUAUUGUUCCACCUAGAAAAUGUUCAGCGCCUACACGAGUCACAUGUCGCCUGGUGAAGAGGCACAGACUGGCUUCUAUGCCCCCAAUGGUGGAAGGAGAGGGGCUUGCAGGCAAAGUCAUUGAAGUGGGUCCCACCGGAGCACAGUUUCUUGGUAAACUGCACCUCCCAACAGCCCCUCCUCCUCUAAAUGAGGGUGAAAGUCUUGUCAGCAGAAUUCUGCAGUUGGGUCCACCCGGCACCAAAUUCCUCGGGCCUGUAAUAGUGGAGAUCCCGCACUUUGCUGCAUUGCGUGGGACGGAGAGAGAGUUAGUGAUUCUGCGGAGUGAGACGGGAGAGAGCUGGAGGGAGCAUCACUGUGAACAUACGGAAGAAGAGCUCAAUCAGAUACUCAACGGCAUGGAUGAGGAAUUGGACCCUCCUGAGGAGCUGGAGAAAAAGCGAAUCUGCCGCCUCAUCACACGCGAUUUCCCACAGUACUUUGCAGUAGUGUCCCGUAUUAAGCAGGACAGUCACCUGAUUGGUCCAGAGGGAGGGGUGUUGAGCAGCACACUUGUUCCGCAGGUCCAGGCUGUGUUCCCAGAGGGAGCACUCACUAAACGUAUACGUGUUGGGCUACAGGCCCAGCCAAUCGGUGAGGACCUUGUCAGGAAGAUCCUGGGUAAUAAAGCUACAUUCAGUCCAAUUGUUACACUGGAGCCCAGAAGACGCAAGUUUCACAAGCCCAUCACCAUGACUAUUCCUGUCCCUAAAAGCCCAACCAGUGACGGGACCAACAGUACACCCACUCUACGACUGCUAUGUAGCAUUACUGGUGGGACGACUCCAGCACAGUGGGAGGACAUAACUGGAUCCACACCACUAACAUUCAUCAACCAGUGCGUUUCUUUCACCACCAAUGUGUCAGCAAGGUUUUGGCUAAUAGACUGCCGUCAGAGUCAGGAGUCUGUCAACUUCUCCAGUCAGCUGUAUCGUGAGAUCAUUUGUGUUCCCUAUAUGGCCAAGUUUGUUAUCUUCGCUAAGACAUUGGACCCCAUCGAAGCACGACUCCGCUGCUUCUGUAUGACUGAUGAUAAGAUGGACAAGACACUGGAGCAGCAGGAGAACUUUACUGAGGUGGCCCGUAGUCGAGAUGUUGAGGUACUAGAGGGAAAGCCAAUCUUUGCAGACUGCUUCGGGAAUCUAGUCCCUCUGACUAAAAGUGGACAGCACCAUGUGUUUAGUUUCUAUGCCUUUAAGGAAAACCGUCUUUCUCUCUUUAUCAAAAUUCGUGACAGCACUCAAGAACCGUGUGGUAGAUUGUCUUUUACAAAAGAGCCAAGAACAUAUCGAACUCUAAAUCACAAUGCAAUAUGCAAUCUGAACAUCUGCCUACCUGUCUAUUCAAAGGAUUCUGACUCAGACCAAGAUGCAGAUGAGGAGAGUGAGAAGACACAUGAGAAAUAUUAUGAUGGAUCUGAUUCAACAGAGCUUUCCAUGCUGCAAAUCAUACAUGAUCCUGCUACGCUCGCAAGUCCAGAUCUGCUUUCAGAGGUUUCUGAUAUGAAGCAGGACUUGAUUAAAGUAUCAGUCCUUCUAACCUCUGAAAAGUCAUCCUCCUCUAAUACUGGAAAGCGAUUAAACCAAUCUGGAGAUGAGGAAGUGGAUGAGCCAUUUGAAAUUGUUGAAAAAGUGAAAGAGGACUUGGAGAAGGUUGAAGUGAUCCUCCGGGAGGGAACAGUGGAUGAAAUUAGUGCAAUUGGAAGAUCUGUAACCAUUGAUGAUGAGGAGUGGGUGCUACUCAGUGAGAAGGAUGUUGACGAAUUCAAAAGCAAAAACAUCACUGAAGUCCAAGAGACACUUGUUCAGGAAGUUCGGAUUAUAAGAGACACUUUGUCUAGCUCUUCCCCUAAGAGGGAUAUGACAGGGAUGGUUUCGUAUCUUAGCAAUGACUUAGAACAGUGCCUGCAGGAAAUGCCUGUACCAUCUAGUCAUUCACAUGAUGUGGAUAUUGUUCAAGAAAGCUUUAAAGAGGUUGUUUUGGCCCGUGGUAAGCACCGUCCAGUAGAAAUAAAAAAGCCAGCAAGGAAAAAGCGCAAAGAAAGAGAGUUUGCAAGUGGCAGUUCAGAGGAUGACUUGGAAAGGAUGAGUAGGAGUCAGUCUGAGGAGUCUCUUGAUGAAGAUGCAAUUAUUGGUGGAUCUGAAUAUGUCUUUGGAUCUGUUCCUGUGUCUCCAAAAGUUGUAGAAACUCCCAUUGGUUCCAUUAAGGACAAGGUUAAGGCACUGCAAAAGAAAGUUGAAGAAGAAAAGGUGACAGACAGUCAAAAGUGGAAUUCUCAAAAAGUGAGUAGUUCUCAGAGGACUUCCUAUAUUGCAGAGACUGAAAAAUCAUACCAGUAUCCUCCAAAAUCCCCUAAAUCUCCAAGGUCACAGACAGAAAGGCUUGAGGAAACCAUGUCAGUAAGAGAGCUAAUGAAGGCCUUUCAGACUGGCCAAGAUCCAUCAAAAAGUAAGUCUGGACUUUUUGAGCAUAAAGCAAUUACAACUGUUACCUCUGAAAGUUCUGAUGUGAUGCAGGUUCCCACAGCAUUUGAUAACCAAAUGACAGUAACAACCCAACAUUUACAUGAAAGAAUAUUUACAACUGUAACAUCUGAUGCUUCAGGUUCUGAUGUUGUUCAAGUUCCUGUAGCAUAUGAUGACCAAACAACAACCUCAACCCAAUAUUUACAAGAAAAGGUUGCAGUAGAAAUUGAGAUUUGUCAAGAAUUGUCUACUGACCCAAACACUAUUCUACAUAAACCAGUGAUUAGUGAUGGUGAAUCACUUUCGACAAUGUCCACUCAAAAUAAAGAUGAUCAAGCUGUAACUACCAAGACUAUUUUCUGCUUAGAAGAAGAAAAAGAUUUAGAUGACCUGCUCCCUAAGCUUAAAACUCACCAACAUGAAAAACCAUCUCAGGAACCAGGAAGAUUUGAGACUGAGAAACAUGUUACUUCUGAACUACUUGGAAACAAAGAAAUUGCGAUGCUAUCCUCUGAAAAGCAAAGUUCUGAUGUGAUGCUUAUUGCUCCAACAUAUGAUGGCCAAAUGGCAGUAACAAACAUAAAUGUACAAGAAAGAGACAUUCCAACUGUACGUUCUGAAGCUACAAGUUCUGAUGUAAUACAGGUUCCUACAACAUAUGAUCACCAAAUGAUAGUCCCAUCCCAACAUCUACAAGUAGUAGAAAACAAAUUCCUUCAAGAAUCAUCUAUUGACCCUAACACAGUUCAACAUAAGCCAGUGGUUGGUGAUGGGGACACACUUUUAACAACUAUAAGUAGUUCUUGGUCCAUUCAAAAUAAAGAUGAACAAGUUGUAACUUCCAAAAUUGUCUUGAGCUUUGAAGAGGAACACUCUCCAGAGGACCUUCUAUUUAAGCCUAGAACAAUUGACCAACAUGGAAAACCAUCUAGGGAGCCAGGACGUUUUGAGACUGAGGAACAACAAAUGACUUCUGAACUACUUAGAAAUGAAGACAUGGGGUUGAUACCUGAGAGAAUGUAUUAUGAAGAUAACAUCUACCAGAACAGGAGAUUGUCUGUGGAACCUCAAAUCAGCCCAGACAGGAAACCAUCAGAGGACUUCAGUGCAGAUAUUAAGGCAGAACUUGAAGACAAUCCUGAAUAUCUGCUCUUUAGGCGAACUUCAGGUGGAGCAAGUAAACGUCAUAUGAUGUAUAGCGAUGCUCCUUCUAGUGAUGAAGAGCAGAUACAACAGAUGGCUGUGGAUCCAAGUAAUUCAAACAUAAUCACUGCAUUUGCUACUGCAAUGGUGCAAGGAGAACCUUUACUUAAAAGUGCAGCAGAUGAUGGAGCCUUGUUAGGAAGUCUAGAUGGUGACAAACAUGAAGCCUUGGCAGAGUCUCCUGGUGGUAGCAUAGGCUUGAGAACUCCUCACUCAAGCUCAGGGGACAGUGAGAAACACGAGGGACUUGCUGAAACUCCUCAAAAAAGCCCUGAAAUCCUUGUUUUGUCUUCCAGAACAACUACUAAAGAAACAGAAGACGGAAUACAAGGCAAUCAGGAGACAACUCACAAAACAAAGGUGUUGACAUCACAUGAAAGAACAGAGAUGUGUGAGGAUGAAAAAUUAUAUUCAGUAACUUCCAUAAUAAGCAAAACAGAAUCACCAUCUCCUUAUGAUCCUGAAACUGAAUCACCUUCUCUGUUCACCGAAAGUGAAUUGGCCUCCAUUAAAGAUUCUAAAAUACAUUCUCCUUCCCCAUCCACCAAAACAGAGGCAUUAUCUUUUGCUAAAACAAAUACAUUAAUUCAUGACACAAUUAAAUGUGUGAAAUGGGACAGUGAAGUAUCAGCACAUAAUAUGAAAAGUGAUUCAUCCUGCAUAGACAGUGUGAAGCUGAUAAAAACAGAUGUAAUCAUAGAGUCCGAGAAAAUACUUGAACAAAGCCAAGAUACACCAGACAGGCCUUAUAGUUUGGAUGUUCUGCAGCCUGCAACCAUGAGUGACUUUAAAAUUCUCUGUCGAACAGACUCGCUUGAGACUACUCCUAUCAGAGAAGAUGGGUCAUCCCAAAAAACCCCAGACUCUAUUGAGCCAAGCCCAACCAAAGAGUCCCCCUGUCAAGACUCUUUAGAGGGAAGUCCCACCGGGCAAGAAUCUGGACAAUUAAGUUUUACUGAAAAAGUCUUCUCAACAAGUCAGGCUUUUGUUUCUGACUCUAGGGAAAAUAUAGAUAUUGAAAUUGUUUCUGAACAAGACAUCCAUUUAGACAGUGAGUUAUCUCAAGAGUCCCAUGAGACUCAAGAUAUGCAGUGCCUUUCCAUCACCCUGGACCAAAGAGAAAAGUUACUUGAAAGUGAGGAUCUUCAUGACUUUGAUGCUUUACAAAGGCAAUUCACUCCAGAAGAAGAGAUGUUUAAGAUGGCUGCAAAGAUUAAAACAUUUGAUGAAAUGGAAAAGGAUGCAAAAGUUAAAAAGGUCAAAUUUGAUUUUGAACAACCAAAAGAAGAAAUGCUGUCACCACAUUAUAGUUCACUUGACACAUUGUUAACCAAAGAAUCAGAAGACAAGUACUUGGAGAACCUGAACGAAUCUGGCCCAUUGCAUUCUUCACUGUCAGAUGAUGAUUAUUAUAGUCCUGAGUUGGAUGAGUCCUCUCAUAAGGUCUCCGGACAACCAAGUGAGGUUUUAGAGACCCCAGACAAACAUGAUCAGGACCAUACCCAUUUGAAGUCUGUUGAUCUGCAAGCAUGCACAGAUAUACCAUAUAUGCAAAAACAUGUCGAUAACAAAGAAGAUUAUGAUCAGUUUCAUUCAGAGUACCAAAGUAAAAUGACUGAUGAGACUAAAACUGAGAAGGAGCUCAUUACUACACCAGUAGAGAGCAAAAUGGGAAUUGAGCCAGACAGUGAUGUUGAUUCAGUGUCCCCUGUUAAGAGCACAACAUCUGAAAAAGCAAAUGAACCCAUUUCCCCCAUUGAUAUUGUAGACACUACUGCAGCAAAGGUUGUGCAGGAUGAAUCUCAGCUAUAUUUAUGUGAUUAUGAAGAGGACAAUGAAGAGAAGCCAGAAGAAAUCCCAGGGUCAAGUCCAAGAGACUUAGUUCCCUGGAGUGCUGGAGUAGAGGAUGAUGAGGCAUUUGAUGCACGAAUUGAGGCUGAGGAACAGAAAAUACUUGCCUUCAAUACAGACAGGCAGUCCCAUGGAACCACCCCUGACACAACUCCAGGAAGGUCGCCAACUGAAGAGGGGACGCCAAAUCCUUUUCUCUUUCAAGAGGGAAAACUAUUUGAGAUGACCAGAGGUGGGGCCAUUGACAUGACUAAAAGGACAAUGGAGGAAGAAGAAGAAAGAUUAGCCUUUUUCCCAAUAAAUGAAGAUCCAAGUGAGGAAUUUGAACAAGUCAAUUUUAACAUUAUUGAGUCUGAAGUUGCUUUAUUUGAGUUGACUUCUAAUGAUUCAGUAAAUCAACACACAAUUAAUGAGGAACUUGAAGCCAAGUCUAAUGACCUUAAUAAUACUGGAACCAAGAAUGUUCAACCAGAACACCCAGAACCAAUUGAAUUUUCUAUCCAAAAUGAACCAAGUAGCCCCACAGACAAUAAUGGAGUCCAUGAAGAUACGCUGAUCUCAAAUGUUGAUACCACCACUUACACAGUAACACAAACAAUUCAUUCUGAGCAAGACUUGGAAUCCUCAGAUUCUUCAGUGGAUGAUGAACAUAUUUCUGUUGUUGAAAUGCCUAUAUCCACCCAAGUAUCUACAAUUUCCUCCAGUGCCUCAGUUCACACUGUUCGUGAAGAUCAGUUUCAGACAUCAUCUUUAAUGUCCACUUCAUUCAAGGAUAUUGCAGCUGAAAAUGAAGACACAACAUCUAAACCAAAAAUAGCUGUGAAAGCAGCAAGCUUUGACCAAAUUUUAGAACCAGGAGACUCAAUUGAGCAGAACCUAAGGCCUAAAUCUGAGGCAGAUACUGGUGACUCUGAAUGGUCCAUGUCUGUUGCAGAAGAUCCGAUUAACAUAGACACUAUCUACACCAUACCAAAGACUUCUUUCUCCCAAAUGCCUGUUUCACCAACACAGACUCCUCCACCAUAUACUGUAUCUAGUCAACCUAAACUUCCUGCCGAAUUCUUUCAGAAUCUGGACUCAAAUAACACCAAGUGCGAUGAAACCAAAAGAGACAAAGCCUCUACCGACUUAGGUAUAGAUAGUAGUUUGAAAGCAAUUCGACCCCCGUCUGUAGGCGAUGAUGUCUUUGAGGCAAGACCCAAUUGGGAGGAUUGUGUGGAGACACAGAUGCAGAGAAUCUCAGACAGCACUACCCCAGACCAAAGUAAAGUGGACUGGCAUGAAGAUGCAGAUAGGAAAGAAGAGACUUUGGCCAUCAUUGCAGACCUUUUAGGAUUUAGCUGGACAGAGCUGGCCAAAGAGUUGGAGUUUAAUGAAGAUGAGAUUCAGCAUGUGCGUGCUGAAAACCCAAAUUCACUGCAAGAGCAGUCUCAUGCACUCUUACAGCGCUGGGUAGAAAGAGAAGGGAAGCAUGCAACUGAAGACACAUUGAUUAAAAGACUUACUAAAAUAAAUCGCAUGGACAUUGUUCAUCUUAUUGAGAUUCAAAUGCACAAGUCAAUUCAGGAACAAACCUCAAGAACAUAUGCAGAGAUUGAAAGAACCCUGGACCACAGUGAAGCACUCUCCUCAGUCCAAGAGGAUGUUGACAGUCUUCGGGUGGUGCGGAGAGUGGAGACCUCUCAAAGGCAUCCUCCAGCUGUGUCAGAAGAAGACUUAUCUGUGGCCUCUCUCCUUGACAUUCCUUCAUGGGCUGAAACAAUGGGAAACACCCAUUCAGAGAGCAUUCAUGGGGAUCUUAUGGAGGAACUGGAGAUCAACCAGGACAGCUUUACUAAUCCAUGGAUGUUUCAUGAGAUCAAGACAGAAUCCGCAAAGGAAGUAGAAGAUGAAGAAGUUUCAACAGCAUCUGAGGAGGAAAAUCAAGCUCAGGUUGACCUUUCAGACCAUAAAAAUGCUUGUCUCUCGUCAUCACAAGUCAGUUUGAAAAGUCAGUCUGAUGACCACCAACAAUCAACAACGACAUCUCAAAAUGUCUUUGAUUUCAGCCAGGUAUCUAUUGCAAGAUUUUCAUCUAGUGAAAAUUCAGUUUUGUCAACAGCUGAACCUGGACAAGCAGUACCUGACCUACUGCAACACACUUCACCAGUGACACUAGAGGAUGAAACACAGCUCCAAGAACCAAUGUAUCAAGAUGAAAGUUCUGCUUGUGUUGAUCAAGUUUCACCUGUAUAUGAAAAAAGCGAUUUAGAAAGCAGUGAAAAAUCAUUAGAUGCACAACUAUUUGAAUUAAAUGGAUCUUCAGACACCAUGCAGUCCCUUUUAUGGCGCGAAAAUAAACCAUCUAAAGCUGAUGAACUGAUUCCUGAGAACAACCAAAUACUAGGCCAAAAUAUUAGUCCUUCAAUUCCCCCUGAUGCAGUUGAAAGGGAGGCUGAUGAAGUUCUCUCACGCAGUGAUGAAGUAAAUCCAGUGGUUUCAAGUGUGACUCCAGACCUCAUUAAGGGCUCUCCAGAUUCAGAUCAGGUAUUUUUUACUCCUGAUAAGUUUAUUGAUUUGAAUCCAGUGUCAUCAAUGCAAAGCAACAUAGUAGUAGAGCAAAGUUUUGUUCAGUCCCCUCCUGCAGCUGGCUCAGCAUCACUGGAGUCACCUAUCUAUGAUGACAUCACAGUUUUAAAUCAAAAACAAUCGGAUACCAACACCUUAUCACAGGAACUUUCAGAGCCUGAUGUUGAUACUAGGAAAGAACAGCAAACUUGUGCUCAUGAACAGGAGCCAUAUCUGCAGUCAUUAGAGUCUCCAGAGCAAAAACCAGAAGCCUUAGGAGACCAUUGUAAUGUCCAAGAAGAUAGAUAUUGUCCUGGUAAAGCAAGAACACAAUUAGAUUCAACCACUGAUGCUUUUAUUGAUGACUGUCAGGAUUUUAAGAAUGAACUGUUGUCCCAAUCUGAGACUGACCAAGACACAUGGAUUGAAAGGGGAACUGCACAGCUGAGGGAAACCUCUCCUUUCUGCUCUGACCUCAGUCAACAACCAGAAGCAUUUAUGUCUUGUCAACAUUUUGACUUCAGGGAAAUGUCUUCAGAACUUGGAACAGAAACCAAUAAGCAACCAGUUUCACAUGAAAUAAUGGCAGCCAGAGAAAUAAAACGACCACAGUCUGAAUCAUUACUCUCUGGUGCAACCCAGCAGAAAAAGCAUACUGAACACUGUCUCUCUGAGUCAUCUGAACCCUUGGUACUCAAUCUAAAGAUUAAUUCAGCACUUGAGAAAGCGGUUUCACAAGAGGAAAUACAAGCUUUACCGUUGUCUCGGGAUGGCAGUGACAAGGCUUUACCUUCCAAAGAGUCUAAACGUCUACUCUCAGACUCAGUUUUGUCUUGCGCAAAAUCCCAAAAAUCACAGGAAAAACAUUCUGCCCGUUGUCUCUCUGAUUCUUCUGAAACUUUGAUGCUUGAUGAACUUAAGAAAACUGAUCAUACAGUCAUCUCAGAGUUGAGUGUUUCAAAUCUCACUGCAAGAUCCCAAGAUACAUUCACAGGGGAACAACAAUCAGUGGUUGAAGAAACAUUAGUGGAGUCACCUAAAUCCCAGAUUGAUCUGAGUGAACAUGCACAGUUUUCUCAAUCUGAGACUGGCCCAGACAUGUGGAUUCAAAGGGAAACUACACAGAUGAGUGAAACUUCUUCUUUGUGUAGCUCUGACCUCAGUCCACAAACACCAGAAACAGUCAUAACUUGUCAACAUUUUGACUUCAGGGAAAAGUGGUCUGAACUUGAAUCAACAGGUGCUAUAAAGUCUGAUUCCAAGGGGGCAGUGGAAUCCAAAGGUUUAAGACGACCUCAGUCUGAAUCGAUCAUCUCUGGAGCAACCCAACAGUCAGAAGAAAAGCAUACUGACCGCUGUUUCUCUGAGUCCUCUGAACCCUUGGUAGUCUCUCUGAACAUAGAUCCGGCACUUGAGAAAGCUGUUUCCCAUGAGGCCAUACUUGCUUUGCCACUGUCUCAAGAUGGCAAGGUCUUACCUUUAAAAGAUUCCCAACGACUACUGUCAGACUCAGUUAUGCAUGGUUCAAUAUCCCAAAAAAACGAAGUAAAUAAUUCUGGACCUUGUCUCUCUGACUCGUCUGAGGACUUAGCUUUUAACAUGAGUUCAGCACCUGAGGAAAUUAAGAAAGCAGUUCAACCAGAACAACCAAUAUCUGAUCAAACAGUCAACAAUGAGGUGAGUGUUUCUUCAGUUACUGCAGUAACCCAAGACAUGUUCAUUGGGGAACAACAAUUAGCAGUAAAAGAAACAUCACCGGACUCACCUAAAUUUCAGACUUAUCUGAGUGAACAUGAUGACUUAAAAGCCAGUGAGAUGCCAAAAGCUGAAAAACCAAAGCUUGUUGGUGUAAUAAGUACUGACCAACAACAUGAAGACUCAGAUCUUGAGAGUUUUUUUGACUGCAAACAGACCAUCUCAGAUUAUUCUGAAGCAGAAGAUGAUGAACAUUGGAAAGGCACAAUGACACUUAAUGAUCAAUUCUUAACAUCAACCAUUCAUGAGCUACAAAACACAAAUGUCAGAAGUCCCUCAACCCUUCUAGAGCCUGACGAGAGCCCUUGUUGGUCAGUCCAGUCAUCAGAUAGUGAAGAUUUUGAGGACUCUCAGAUCAUCCAUGAACCCAGUGAUGAGGCUAAAGUGAGAGACUUUUCAAGCAAGGAUAGUCUUAAAACUUCAGCACAAACUCCUCAAGAGCUUCCUCCUAGAGGAGGGGCUGAGUAUAAUAAUGAUGAUGAUCUAAGGAGGGAGAUUGAGGAUGCAUUAGGUAUGCUGUCGGAUAGCUCUGAUGAGGAUGUGCUGACCACCAGAAUAGUGCGAAGGAGAGUAAUUAUUCAGGGUGAUGAUGUUCCAGAUAUUCCUCCACAGUCAGUAACAGAAGAGCAAUACACAGACGCUCAAGGCAACUUGGUUGUGAAAAAGGUGACCAGGAAGGUGAUUAGACGAUGUGUGUCGUCUGAUGGGGUGGAGACAGAGCAGGUGAGGGUGGAGGGCUCUGCUCAGCAGCCUGUCCAUGUGGCUCUGGGGGACGGUUACUCCAAAGUAAUAAAGAGGACAGUACUGAAGAGCGAAGGACAUGAAACAGAGGUGACUUUCGAUGAGAAAGACAGCAUUUCGGCUUCAAGGGGGGAGUCUGCUGCUGGUCAAGAAGUCAGACAGAUGGUCCAGACAACGGUGGUACAUGGAGAGCAGUUGGAAAAGCAUGAGGGGAAUCCAUUCCUUGCCAGAGACCUGCCCUCUGCUCGGGAUGACUUCACCCAGGCUCUAAGCUACUUUGGAGGUUUUAGGAAGGUGCAGAUCCCUCGAGUUGUAGAGCAGGAUAUACUGCAGCCUAAUGGAUCUGUGAUCAGGAGGACGAGGAUGCAGAAGUCUAGAACCCACAGGAGGUCAGCAAUGAGGGAUGCUGGGGGACAGAAGCGGGUCUGUGUGGAGCGGAUAGACGAUCGGUCUGAGCCCCAUGACAACCUACAGCAUCACCUCCAUCACCUCAUUCACCGUUACUGUGCCCAAAACGACUGAGAGGAAAGAAGUGCGAGUUUAUUAAAGGGUGCGAUGCUUUCCCACUUCAUUUUCCUCUCCAGACCUCCAUCGCUCCUCUCUUUGAGCCUGUCCUAACCACUCCUAUGCACCACGCUCAUGCAAUCCCAGAGUGCACUUCACUCCUGCCACUUCCAGUCUUCCUGUCCAGUCAAUCUGGAUGUUUGCCCGGUUUAAGACUAUUUUAUCAAUCCUAACUCUCCGACAAGUGUUGUUUCCGUCUUUCAUAGUGACCAAAGGGUAUUCUUUCCUUUCCUUUGCUUUUUAACUCCCUCGGUUAUUGAAAUAACGAACACAGCACCGAAAAUAAAUCACAAUAACCAAAAUGUUUUUAUUAAAAAAAUUAAGAAAAAUACUUUGAACAUUUAAGCUUGAACUAACAGAACCUGUACUGCACUGCCUAUCACGACUAUUGAAUAUCAUUGCAUUAUAUCGCCACAUCAUGCCAUGCUCUUUUGAUCUCAACGGUUGAGAUGUCUGAACUUCUUGCCUUCUUUAUCAGCUGUUGGGGUAUCGUGUGUCUGUGUAUUCUGUCCAUGGAGAGUAUAUAAUAUGCAUUUUUAAAAUGACAGUAGAUCACAUUAGUCACCUCUAAAAGGAUAUUAGCAGGCAUGCUUAGCUAGCCGCAGUCACUUACUGUAUUGAAAAAAAAACUUUCUAUGGUUAGACGACUGUCAUUUUUCUGUCUUUUUUGUCUCACCCUUCUUGUGUCUGUGAUCUGUAGCGAUUCUAGUCUUCAUCGACAUCAUCUCUAGAGUUUACACAUGUCAGUACAGCUUUGUUUGUAAUAAAACACACGCUUCGGUUUUCAAGUUACUUUUGUAGUAAUUUGGCGAGUAUUUCAAGAGGGACUCAGGAAGCAAAGGUGGAAUCAAAAUCAAAUGAUCGGUUAAACUUAUAACUCUAUUUUAAACGCGUUGAGUGUGUGUGAAAACAGAAAUGUGAUUUAAAAAAAGUAUAUUAUUUUUGUUUUGUACAUAUUGCUAUCAAUUUGCGGCAAGGAAUCUUGCUCUGAGGUAUUUGAAUGACUUGAAUUAUGUUAUUGAUUUGGGAAGUGAGCAUUAAGGAUGUGUGUGUGCGUUUUUUUUUUUUAACAGAAACUUUUAUUUUGAUGUAUUUUAUUUAUAUACUUUAUCUGUGUCACGAAACAAGUGCAGCAGAGUGCAAAUGAUUAAUAUUAUUUAGGAUUCACCAAAUCACUGUUGGCUUCUGUUGAGACUGCUGGGAAAGAGCGUGCCAUGUGAUGUUCUAAUUACUUUUGUGGGGGUAUUUAAUGCAGCUGUGUUAGCAGAGGUUGUAGUUUUUUUUUGGUGCUGAUCUGAGACCAGCUCUGCUGUUCCCCUAUCUCUUAUAAUAAUUUGGCUUUGGGAAGCUGGUCCUGGAACAGCAUUAAAAGUCAUCCUCUAACCAGAGCAAUGUCAUUAAGUUGAACACUUCUACUACUUUCACUGUGACUGGCCCACGUUUGAUUUACUGAAUCCGCAUUCUAUGUCUGUGGAGAUAAGAAUAUGCAUAUAAAUAUAUAUAGUAUAUAAAUAUCUAUCCAUAAAGGCAUGUAUUAGUUUACUAUAUGACUUUUAAAAAAGACAUUUAAACACUAUACCAUUGGCUGCAGUGUGUGUUUAUGGCUGAACGAGAAUAAAAGUGUAUAAGUGUCAUAAA